Arctia plantaginis is the source of this 705-nucleotide messenger RNA. Lineage: Eukaryota; Metazoa; Arthropoda; Insecta; Lepidoptera; Erebidae. The record is from the annotation of a GenBank genome assembly.
AUGCCAAGCCUGGUUUUAAGAGGAAUAACGUGCAUUGAAUUUACUCGAAAUAUUUGUGCAUCAAUAUUAAAGAUGCAGGCUCUCAAAACUUUAGGAGCUACAGCUCCUUCUACGCUUUUAUCUGUUGUAAAAAAGGGAGCUAUAGUACCCGUCGUAGAACAAAUGCGUCAUACUCAUUUACCUGCUCCAAACCCUAUGGAAAGACGACCUUACUCUCCCUUCCAAGAUGCGACCAACAUGGCUGAGAUGGCAGUGGCAAGGCUCGAUGAUUUACUGAACUGGGGAAGGAAAGGCUCUAUUUGGCCUAUGACUUUUGGUUUGGCAUGUUGUGCGGUAGAGAUGAUGCACAUUGCUGCUCCUCGCUAUGACAUGGACAGAUAUGGUGUUGUUUUUCGUGCCUCGCCACGUCAGGCUGACGUUAUGAUCGUAGCUGGUACAUUGACUAAUAAAAUGGCACCAGCUUUAAGGAAAGUUUAUGACCAAAUGCCAGACCCAAGAUGGGUUAUUUCAAUGGGCAGCUGUGCAAAUGGUGGUGGAUACUAUCAUUACUCCUACUCAGUUGUAAGAGGUUGUGACCGUAUUGUCCCUGUGGAUAUUUAUGUGCCUGGAUGCCCACCAACAGCUGAAGCUUUGCUCUAUGGAGUACUUCAAUUGCAAAAGAAAGUUAAAAGGAUGAAAUCACUUCAAAUAUGGUACAGGAAGUAA